GUUAAUCCAUUUCGUAGUUAAAAAAAAAAACAAAAAAGGAAGGUUGUUGCAAACCAAGGACACCCAAAAGCUGAGUUGGAAAAUAGAAUACUAGCUACUAGUACAAGAUUUUGGAUUUUUUUUUCUUCAUUUCUUGGACAAGGAAAAGUAAACCAAAGUUGUGGAGGCAAACCCAAGUUCCGAGUUGUUUCAUCAUCAUCUUCUUCUCGAUCUGACUGCUGCUUCCCUCCCUUUCUGUCCUACACUAGAUUCCAAUUUAUCUUUUUCGAUAGAGUCGUUUUUCCUUGAAAUUCGUUACAAUAGAGAGGCGAAGCUGACGACAAAGAGUAUUUCCGCCUCCCAAGCUCAAGUCGGAUGGUUGGUUCCUGGGACAAAGGAGAAUUCAGAUCUGCGACUGUGAUGAAAGUAAAAGGCAAAAGGCGGUGGUUGCUUUUACUUUUGCUUGUUUUCUGAGAUGAAGCCUCAAGCUGAGAUUUUGUGAAGGGUAGAUCAUUUGGUGUCUGGAGAACCAAGUUAUUAUCAGACACAUGGAGGAGGUAGGCGCGCAAUUAGCUCCUCCCAUUUUUAUCCAUCAAGCCCUCGCCAGCCGAUUCUGUGAACCACCUUCCCUGCCCAGGAAACGUGACCUUUCUCAUCAGACCCCACCAUUUCAUUUCCAAAACCCUUCCCAACAGCGCGUUGCCAACCCCAGGGACAACUGGAACCCUAAACUAUGGGAGUGGGACACUGUAAGAUUCAUUGCCAAACCCUUAGAUACAGAGAUUCUGCAGCCAGGGACUGCCACAUCAGACCAAAGAAAGAAAGACCCUGCUAAUGGAAAUGAAAACUCUGUAAACUCCAAGAAGAGCACUAUGGUAAAUGAGGAGGAUGAGAGCCUGCAACUUAAUUUGGGUGGGGGAUUGAAUUCUGUGGAAGAGCCUGUGUCCAGGCCUAACAAAAAGGUCCGCUCUGGAUUCCCUGGGAGUAUCAACUACCCCAUGUGUCACGUUGAUAAUUGCAAGGAAGAUCUCUCUAAUGCAAAGGACUAUCACCGUCGGCAUAAAGUGUGCGAGUUUCAUAGCAAAGCGACUAAAGUUCUUGUUGGGAAGCAGAUGCAGAGGUUCUGCCAGCAGUGCAGCAGGUUUCACCCUCUUUCUGAGUUUGAUGAGGGAAAGAGAAGUUGUAGGUGUAGACUUGCUGGGCAUAAUCGCCGAAGAAGGAAGACACAACCCGAAGACAUGACCUCACGGCUUUUACACCCUGUAAACAGGGAUAAUACUGAGAAUGGAAAUUUCGAUAUUGUCAAUUUGCUGACUGCCUUGGCUCAGACACAAGGUAAAAAUGAGGGCAAAAGCAUUAAUUGCACAUCGAUACCAAAUAGCGAUCGACUCAUUGAGAUUCUUAGUAAGAUUAAUUCAUUACCUUUGCCAAUGGACCUGGCUGCAAAGUUGCCCAACGUCGGAGUUUUUAACAGGAAGAACCUGGAGCAGGCUUUGCUAGGCCACCAACUGAUUGGGAAAAACAUAUCUUCUCAAUCUGCUGUAGAUUUAAUUGCUGCCCUUUCAGCCACAUUGACAUCAUCUUCUUCUGAAGCCCUUGCUAUUUUAUCUCAAAGAAGCAGCCAGAGCAGUGAUAGCAAGAAGACCAAGUUGACCUGUCCUGAUAAUGUACCUGCUCCCAGUGCGCAAAAUAGAGCUCCUCUGGAGUUUACUUCAGUUGGAAGAGAUAGAAGUAGUACCAGUUAUCAGUCUCCCAUUGAAGAUUCAGAAUGCCAGAUUCAAGAAAUUCGAGCUACUUUACCAUUGCAGCUAUUUAGCUCCUUGCCUGGGGAUGACAGCCCACCAAAACUGGCAUCUUCUAGGAAUUAUUUCUCUUCUGAAAGUAGCAACCCAUUGGAGGAAAGAUCUCCAUCUUCUUCUCCAGUUAUGCGAAAAUUGUACCCAGUGCAUAGCACUGCAGAAGCUGUGAAAUAUGAGAAAAUGCUAAUUGGCAGAGACACUAAUACAAAUGCUGAAGGAAGCAGAAUUCAGGGUUCUAUUCUGCCUCUUGAGCUCUUUAGUGGGUCAAAAAGUGGAACUGGACAUGCUUCAUUUCAACAUUUACCUUCUCAAGCUGGGUACAUGUCUUCUUCUGGGUCGGAUCAUUCCCCCUCUAGCUUGAACUCUGAUGCUCAGCAGGAUCAGACUGGACGGAUAAUUUUUAAGCUAUUUGACAAGGACCCCAGCCACUUCCCUGGGACACUGCGGACCCAGAUCUAUAAUUGGCUUUCUAAUAGUCCGUCUGAAAUGGAGAGCUAUAUAAGGCCUGGUUGUGUGGUUCUGUCAGUCUAUGUGUCAAUGUCAUCUGAUGCCUGGGAGCAACUUGAAGGAAACCUGCUUCAGUAUGUCAAUUGUUUGUUGCAAGACUCAGGUUCAGAUUUUUGGAAAAAGGCAAGGUUUUUAGUUCAUACAGGCCGGCAGUUAGCAUCACAUAAAGAUGGAAAGAUUCGUCUAUGCAAAACCUGGAGGUCAUGGAGUUCCCCUGAGUUGAUCUCAGUGUCUCCUUUGGCCAUUGUGGGUGGGCAGGAAACCUCUCUUCUAGUGAGGGGUAGAAAUCUGACUAAUCCUGGCACAGAGAUUCGUUGUGCGUAUGAUGGUGGAUACACAUCAAUGCAAAUUAGUGGGUCAGCAUAUCUGGGAACCGCUUAUGAUGAGGUAAACAUGGGUGGUUUAAAGAUUCAGGUUUCAUCACUGAGCGCUUUCUGUCGUUGUUUCAUUGAGGUGGAGAAUGGAUUCAAGGGCAACAGUUUUCCUAUUAUAAUAGCUGAUGCUACCAUUUGUAAAGAAUUGAGACUUCUGGAAUCUGAAUUUGACGUAGAAGCUAAAGCAUCUGAUAUUAUUUCUGAAGAGCAUGCUUACGAUUAUUGCCAGCCAAGGUCAAGGGAGGAAGUCCUGCACUUUCUGAAUGAACUUGGAUGGCUAUUCCAAAGGAGAAGCACUUGUCCUUUGCCCAAGAGUUCUGAUUAUUCCCUUUGUCGGUUCAAAUUUUUGCUCAUAUUCUCUGUUGAGAGAGACUACUGUGCUUUGGUCAAGGUACUCCUUGACAUGCUGGUGGAAAGCAACUUGGAUGUGGAUGGGCUAUCUAGGGAGUCACUGGCAAUGCUGGCUGAGAUUCAGCUCUUAAGCCGGGCAGUGAAAAGAAGGUGUAGGAAGAUGGCUGACUUGCUCAUACAUUAUUCUCUUAGUAGCAGUGAUGAGAACAAAAAAUAUAUCUUCCCACCAAAUCUUGAAGGUGCUGGUGGAAUCACUCCUUUGCAUUUGGCUGCAUGUACGUCUGGUUCAGAGGGUAUGGUAGAUGUGUUGACAAAUGAUCCACAGGAGAUUGGGUUGUCCUGUUGGAAUUCUCUUCUGGAUGCAAAUGGGCAGUCUCCAUAUGCCUAUGCUGCGAUGAGAAACAACCAUUCUUACAACAAAUUGUUGGCUGGCAAGUUUGCUGAUAGAAGGAAUGGUCAAGUUUCUCUGAGGAUUGGUAUUGAGGAUAAGCUGACUGCAGUGUUGUUACAUGAGAAAAGUUCACGGUUUAAACAAGAGCACACUUCUUGUGCCAAGUGUGCAAUUGUGGCAACAAAGUUUAACAGGAGGUUUCCAAGUUCACAAGGUUUGAUUCAACGUCCUUAUGUUCAUUCAAUGCUUGCCAUUGCUGCUGUAUGUGUUUGUGUCUGCUUAUUCCUGCGGGGCUCGCCUGACAUUGGCUGCGUUGCUCCCUUUAAGUGGGAAACUUUGGAUUUUGGCACAAUUUAGUUGAAAUCAUUUUGAAGCAAGUAACAAACUAGGGGGCGGAUUGUGCAUGGAUCUUUGGAAUGGAAAAUUGGUUUUGAGGUGAUGUACGUGGGGCAGAAGGUUGAAGGAAUGUUACUGCUGAAAUUUUGGAAUGGAAGUGAUUCACAGAGAAGAAGUAAGCAAUCAUAUAUAGAAUUAUGAGAAAUUUAAGUUAAAUUUAUUAUGUGCUUUGUAAUUUUCACUUGAUUCCUUCACAAUGCCUAGGAGCUACCAAGUCUGAAGCAAUAUUAUUGAGUUUGUAUUAGUUUCCUAAUAUCAUUGUAGUAGUAAAGUUGAUCAACAAUCUUUAGGAUAAAAAUACAAAACGUUGAAUACCAAAUAUAUGUUUAAUCAUCUAAAAGAAAGAAGCAUAUUUUCUAAUUGCUUCGCUUCUGUGAAUAUAAAAUCAUAAGCUUAAUUUCGUUUUGUUGUGAAGGAAAUUUAAGUUGUAAUCUUUCUUUCAACAAAUUAAUCCACCGCAUACUGUAACUUGCGUCGUGUUUCGGCUUUUGCAAUAUGAUAAU
Durio zibethinus is the source of this 4300-nucleotide messenger RNA. RefSeq names its product squamosa promoter-binding-like protein 14. The record is from RefSeq and is a predicted model, not a curated record. Gene Ontology annotation, molecular function: DNA binding. Lineage: Eukaryota; Viridiplantae; Streptophyta; Magnoliopsida; Malvales; Malvaceae. Gene Ontology annotation, cellular component: nucleus.